Neogale vison (American mink) is the source of this 1529-nucleotide messenger RNA. RefSeq names its product cholinergic receptor nicotinic alpha 10 subunit (gene CHRNA10). The transcript has 7 exons. The coding region runs from base 63 to 1529 and encodes 488 amino acids. Gene Ontology annotation, cellular component: neuron projection; synapse; postsynaptic membrane. NCBI's taxonomy places the organism in Eukaryota, Metazoa, Chordata, Mammalia, Carnivora, Mustelidae. Gene Ontology annotation, biological process: monoatomic ion transmembrane transport; chemical synaptic transmission; regulation of membrane potential. Gene Ontology annotation, molecular function: acetylcholine-gated monoatomic cation-selective channel activity; transmembrane signaling receptor activity. The record is from RefSeq and is a predicted model, not a curated record.
UCCUGCUGAGAGUGUGCCAGGCUCAUCCGGAGUCAAGGUAUCAUCCUUGCCAGCACAGCCUGAUGCUGCCCUCCGUCAGGCCCCAAGACUCACACCUGCCGACCCGCCCCAAGUCUUGCUGUGGCAGGAGCAUGGGGCCCAGGAGCCACCACUUCAGCCUCGGCUUCUCGGUCUCCAGCCUGGGCCUUCUGUUUCUGUUCUCACUGUUUCCAGAGUGCUUGGGCGCCGAGGGCAAGCUGGCUCACAAACUCUUCCGUGAUCUCUUUGCCAACUACACAAGUGCCCUGAGACCCGUGGCAGACACAGACCAGGCUCUGAAUGUGACCCUGGAGGUGACACUGUCCCAGAUCAUCGACAUGGAUGAGCGGAACCAGGUGCUGACCCUGUACCUGUGGAUCCGACAGGAGUGGACAGAUGCCUACCUACGAUGGGACCCCGAUGCCUACGGUGGCCUUGACGCUAUCCGCAUCCCCAGCAGUCUCGUGUGGCGACCAGACAUCGUACUCUACAACAAGGCGGACGCGCAGCCGCCGGCCUCCGCCAGCACCAACGUGGUCCUGCGGCACGACGGCGCCGUGCGCUGGGACGCGCCGGCCAUCACGCGCAGCUCGUGCCGCGUGGACGUGUCGGCCUUCCCGUUCGACGCGCAGCGCUGCGGCCUGACGUUCGGCUCCUGGACGCACGGCGGGCACCAGCUGGACGUGCGUCCACGCGGCACCGCCGCCAGCCUGGCCGACUUCGUGGAGAACGUGGAGUGGCGCGUGCUGGGCAUGCCGGCGCGGCGGCGCGUGCUCACCUACGGCUGCUGCUCGGAGCCCUACCCCGACGUGACCUUCACGCUGCUGCUGCGCCGGCGCGCCGCCGCCUACGUGUGCAACCUGCUGCUGCCCUGCGUGCUCAUCUCGCUGCUCGCGCCGCUGGCCUUCCACCUGCCGGCGGACUCGGGCGAGAAAGUGUCGCUCGGUGUCACAGUGCUGCUGGCGCUCACCGUCUUCCAGCUGCUCCUGGCCGAGAGCAUGCCGCCGGCGGAGAGCGUGCCGCUCAUCGAGAGGCAUCACGACACAUCUAGAGGGAAGUACUACAUGGCCACCAUGACCAUGGUCACAUUCUCCACAGCGCUCACCAUCCUUAUCAUGAACCUGCACUACUGUGGUCCCAGCGCCCGACCAGUGCCGGCCUGGGCUCGGGCCCUCCUGCUGGGACGCCUGGCACGAGGCCUGUGCGUGCGGGAACGAGGGGAGCCCUGUGGGCAGUCUAGACCACCUGAGUCACCCCCUAGUCCCCAGCCUCCUAACGGAGGUGCUCGCCCUCCAGCAGUUCCUUGCCGUGAGCCACAGUGUCUGUGCCGUCAGGAAGCCCUCCUGCGCCAUGUAGCUACCAUUGCUAACACCUUCCACAGCCACCGGGCUGCCCAGCGCCGCCAUGAGGACUGGAAGCGACUGGCCCGUGUGAUGGAUCGCUUCUUCUUGGGCAUCUUCUUCUCCAUGGCCCUGGUCAUGAGCCUCCUGGUGCUGGUGCAGGCCCUGUGA